Sinocyclocheilus grahami is the source of this 1120-nucleotide messenger RNA. RefSeq names its product E3 ubiquitin/ISG15 ligase TRIM25-like. Lineage: Eukaryota; Metazoa; Chordata; Actinopteri; Cypriniformes; Cyprinidae. Gene Ontology annotation, molecular function: zinc ion binding. The transcript has 5 exons. The record is from RefSeq and is a predicted model, not a curated record. The coding region runs from base 77 to 1120 and encodes 347 amino acids.
UGAACAGGAAGCUUUUCAAAGAACACUUCUAUUCAGAAACAGAAGUUAACAGUCAGACCUGAUAUUCACUCACAGCAUGGCAUCCUCCAGCGGUCCACUAAAUGAGGAGCUCAAGUGCUCCAUCUGUCUGGAUGUGUUCACUGAUCCAGUCACCACUCCAUGUGGACACAACUUCUGCAGAACCUGCCUGAACAAGUGCUGGACAAGCACACAGACCUGGUUCUGUCCAUUCUGUAAAGAAACAUUCAGCAGAAGGCCUGACCUUGAGAUCAAUACAACCAGUGGCACCGUAAUGGGGGGUAAGCAAACUCUACAGAGAUCCCAAGUCAAUAUGAUAUUCAGGGGGCCCAGAAACCAUAGCGGCGCCCCUGAAUACAAUGCUGAGAGUUUUGCGCAACACUUUAAGGAGAAGCUCAAUCUAGGAAGACCUGAGGUGUUCUGUGACUUCUGUGAUGAAAGAAAGCAGAAAGCCGUGAAGUCCUGCCUGACGUGUCAAAGCUCUUACUGUGAGACUCACCUGGAGCCUCAUCACAGAGUCCCACGUCUAAAGAAACACACACUGAUCAACGCUGUGGAAAAUCUGGAGGAUUAUAUAUGCCAGAAACACGAGAGACCUCUGGAGCUGUUCUGCAGAGAUGAUCAGAGGAGUGUGUGUCUGUCGUGCACUGAAGGAGACCACAGGACUAACAACCCUGUUCCUAUAGAGGAGGAGAGUCAGGAGAAGAAGGCAUUAUCAUCAGAAGUGGAAUCAGCAGCAAGAGCUCUUAUUGAUGUGUUAGCCAGGGGCCUGGGUCCAUCUUCAUCAAGUGGCCUUACUCCUUUGCCUACUCUGUCAGAACCUGAAAAUAGGGUGAGGCAGGCAUUAAAAAGGCAAUUCACAAGUAUGUUUGGGACUGAAAAUGACCAGCCUAGGGGCAAAAAGCGUUUCCCUGUGGCCAAACCUGAUGUGAAAAAGACAGAUUUUCUAAUUUAUGUGCUCUCCGAACACACCCUGUUUGCUCCAAAAGGAGAUGAAGACCUAAAACUUGUACAUGCUGGGCUUGGGAAGAGGCUGUUAACUGUUCCAGACAGUUUUAAACACAGUGAGGUUGUGGUGAGCGGCGGCGAAAGCUGUCUAUAA